GCUGGUUUGUUUUGAUACGAAUUAUAAUAUAGAUAUUAUCUAAUUUUAUUCGAGAACCGUUUAAACUGUGAAUAAAAUUAUUAAACGGUUUUAAGACCGAACUUAUUGUUUUAUUGAAAUGGUGAAUUUAUCAGUGUAAACCGUCAUAAUAAAGUGGUUCUAUAAUUUAAAUGUCAACAUAGCGGUAGUAAUGGCGUCUGAAAACGAAGCUUCUUGUGAAAAUGAUCCGAAUUUUCCUGUUAUUUGUGCUUUUUUCGAAAAGUUUGGAGAUGCGUGCAAUUUACCAAAACUUGACUUUUUGGAAUUGCAAACUAUGCUGGAAAAUACAACCGAAGUUCCACCAGCACUUUUGGCUUUGACCAUAAAACUAUUAAGAAAAACUAGAAAAACUGUACACAACGAUAAGUGGGAAAGGGUUCUUGUACAAUUUUGCCAUGGAUAUUCAUCUAUAGAUGCCUGGGAGAUUGAACGAUUUGGAUAUAAAAAAUCCAAACUAUCUUGCAAAAUUAGAGCCCUUAAGGAACUUUUGGAGGCUCAAUUUGAUUAUCAUGUUAAAUUUAAAAAUGAUAUCAAUAAAAUGUCAGCCCAAGAUUUGAGGUCUCAACCUUUAGGUAGAGAUAAGCAUGGACAUUCUUAUUGGUAUAUGAGUGAUGAAAAUUGCCAAAUUCGGGUUUUUAAAGAAGAUCUUGAUGAGGAAACCAUCACUCUUAUUGCUAAAGACAGACAAGGCUUAGUAUCCUUGAUAACUGAAUUAGGAGGUGAGAGUGAUUCAAAAAUAAGUUCAGAAGAUAGUAAUAGUUUGUCUGAAAAACCCUUGGUGGAUACUGGACAAGUAGAUUCCAACUCAUGUUCGGAUGUGUUAAAGAAAUCUGAAGAAGAUAGCAGUGAUAUGAGCAUUUCUGUUCCAGAUAUUAAGGACUUUAAAAUAUUGUUACCAAAAGCAGAUUUAUCUCCAGAAGAGAAAAUAGAGGAGGGUAACGAUGAAGCAGAACCUGUUGAAGAAGAGGAGGAGGAAGGCGAUGAUGAGGAGGAGAAGGAGGAAGAAGAGGAGGAGAAGGAGGAGGAGGAAGAAGAGGAGGAGAAGGGGGAGGAAGAAAAAGAACUCAAAAAAUUGGAAAGUAAAGGAAAAAGAAAAGCUAAAGAAAUUAAAGAAUCGAAACCUGGCAAAAGGGGUAAAGUUGAAAAUAGGGAAUCAAACAACGUGGUUUCAAAGGAAAUUGAAGAACCUGUUAUGAAAAUUAAAGGUGAAGGUUCUGGAGCAGACAAUAAAGAUUCUAACAUCAUUUUGGGUGAAGUUAUUGAGGAAGAGACAAUAUAUUUUUAUGGGGAAGGCAGUGGAAGGGAAUGUGAAACUGGUAAUGAAGACCAAAACAAAAAUGUGUCUGAAGAAAAUAAAUCAGAAAGCAGUAUUAACAAAAAAAGUAAUGUAAGUAGUGUAAAAAGUGAUAAAUGUAUGCCAAAAGAAGUUCCUAGUUCACCCGCCAAUAAGACUGAUGUAUCCGAUAGUAUAGAAAAUAAAUCUCUGGAAACCACUCCAAAAAAAUCUAUGUUUUUUUUCGGUUCUUUUAAUUCCAAAGCGUUAUCGCCUUCUUUAACUAUGGGAUUUGGGCAAAGUCCAAAAAAAGAAAAUGAAGAAAACAAAGAAGAAAAAAGUGAAGACCAUGUUUCAGAUUUGUUGGAAAAUGGCAAAUCUGAAAAAAAUGAACCUAAAGAAGAAAAUAUUGAAACAUCCAAACCUAAAAAUGCAAAAAGUUUAGAUGUUAUUCCAAAAGAUAAAGACAAAUCUGAAAAGGAUAAAAAUAUGUCUAUAAAAGUUGAACAAGAGGUAGGAGUUAAAGUUAAAAAAGAUAUUGACAUAACAGAAGAUGAAAGUAAAUUGGAAAAGCCCAAAGAAGCUAUCAGUAAUUCAAAAGAAACCAAUGAAACAAAAAAAGAAUGUAAAAUUCGAGUUAAGGAACCUUUAGAAGAAAAAGUUUCAAAAAAUAUUCCAAAAGAAGAUUCCAAGAUAAAAGUGGAACAGGCUUUGAAAGAGAAAAAAGUUUCAAAAGAGGUAGAAUCUAAAAUCAGUGUAGAAAAAGUUGAAGUUUUAAACAAUACACCAGUUAAUAAAGGCGUUGAAGAACCAAAAGUAUCAUGUACAAAAUUAAAUGAAAAUACGGAUAAUCAGGGUACACUAAAUAAAGUAACAGAUGCAGAAUCAAUUAUAGAAAAAGAAGCGGUUAUUGAAGAAGUGUGUGUUAAAAAAGACGCUUAUAAGUGUGUAGAAAACGCAAUUAAAGAUAAAAAAGAAAAUACAUCAGCAGGCAAAAAAAAACUUACAGAAAGAAAGGCAGAAGAAACAGUAGAAAAAAAGGUUGAAGAAAAAGCAGUAGAAAAAAAGGUUAAAGAAAAAGCAGUUAAAAAGAAGGUUGAAGAAAAAGUAUUAGAAAAAAAGGCAUUGAACAAGAAAGCUGAAGAAAAAGCAGUAGAAAAGGAAGCUGAAAAUAAAGUAGGAGAAAAGAAACUUGAAGAAAAAGAACCAAUAGCAAAGAAGUCUGAAGAUAAGGAAGAAGCAGCAAAAAAGAAACCUGCAAACUCUACAAAACUGCUAAGAAACAUGAGAAAACCAAAUCCGAAAAAGAAGACGGAGGAGUCUCCUAAGGAGCCCGCGGAAAUAAGAAUGACGAGAGGAAGGGGAAGACAGGUCGGGGAAGAGGGAUCUAAAAAGCCUAAAAUCACUGAAAAAUCAACGGAAGACUCCAGUGUUGCCAAAACAGAUGCUCUUACGGACGGAGUUGUAGAAUUACCUGGGUCGGAAGAUGAAGCUGACAACACUGAACCUCAGAAGCCGGUGAAUCUUCUUUCGCUUUCUUUUGAUUUCGUCGAAUCACCGAAUCCUGUUGAAAUGAAAACGACGAGGGCUCUUCGAAAAAGAGGCAGGGACGUUCAGGAGAAUAGUGCAGCUGGUAAAAAAAUCAAGCUGAAGGGAAAGCGCACCGUCGACUCGGAGUUGAGAAAAAGCGUGGAAGAGCAGAAGAAAAGGCAACAGGGCAGCAGCAGCGAGGAGGAACCGAAAAAAGUGCCAAUGGAGGGAUGCAAAAAGGGGAAGCAGUCUGUCAAAAAAGAGGCAAAUGAAGGCAAGUGUAACGACUCCGCAGUAGAAAUCAGCGACGAUUCCAUACCUGAAGUAAAAACGCCAAAGAAAAACAAAGCCAAACAACAUGCAAGACUAUUGGCAAACCUCGGCAUUACUGACCCCGAGGCAAUCGACACAACGCCCAGCGUAAGACAGUCUCGCAGACUGGCGCAACUAAAAAUUAAACAGCAAUCCGAAGUAACAGUGGUGGAGCAAAAAAGCCCAUCCCCAAAAUUGGAGAGCAAAAAGAAGUUAAAGAAAAAGAAAGGAGGCGACGAGAAAAACCGCAAACGCAAAAACGACAAUGAAGGUUCGAGCGGCGACGACGACGACAACGAAGGUGACAGCGAUAAGGCAAAAGACAGCAAGAAAAAGAAGAAGAAGAUGUGGCUGAAGCAGACAUUCGACGAGAGUAGGCCGUGGGCGUCGAGUGACGAGCACAGCGAACACAGCGAGGUGGAGGAAGAAGAGGAGGAGGAAGAGAUUAUAGAGGAGGACUACGAGAAGCCGCUCAAAUCGGAUCACGAGUUUUCGCCAGAGAGCGAAGACGAUCAGGAUGAGGAUUACAAGCCGGUGAAAAGAGCGAGAACAGCAAAAAAAGAAACUGAAGUGCUCGAAGACGUUGACGACGAAGACACUCCCUGUCAGAAAUGCGGCAAAAGCGACCAUCCCGAGUGGGUGUUGCUGUGCGAUAGCUGCGACAACGGUUGGCAUUGCUCGUGCCUAAAACCUCCUUUGCUCGUGAUACCCGAAGGCGACUGGUACUGUCCGCCGUGCCAGCACGAAAAACUUCUCGAGAAACUGCAAAUCAAACUCACUGAUUACGACAAAAAAUUAUCGAAAAAAAUGAUCGAGGAUAGGCGCAAAGAGCGGCUGGCGUACGUCGGUAUAAGUUUGAAUAACGUGUUGCCCACCUCUAAAAAGGGGCCGAGGAAGGCCAGGGAGCCUAGAGGGGAAGAUGAUGAGUCCGGUUCGGACGAAUAUUCUUCGUCCGAAGACGAGGACGAAAAAGAUAAGAGUAGCAGCGACGAUGGAAGCAGCACAAGCAGCGACGAACCGAUUUAUCAGCUUAGGCAACGCAGACAAGCGCAGAGCUACAAGUUCAACGAUUACGAUGAUUUGAUGAAGUCUGCAAUUGAGGACGGUAUGGAACCUUCCAAGCGUGAAGCACCUUGUCACGGUCGCGGCAAAGACAUAAUGACGAUAGUAAACGCCGCCAAAGAGGAAGAACGAGAGGAGGCGGAACGUUUGAAAAAAGAGAAAGAAGAAGCAGCCGAUGAGGACGAGGUGGAAGAAAAGCCACCGGUCGUGCCAAAAACACGCGACGUUGAAGACGACGAAGGCGAGCCCGAGAAAAAGUCGCACGUCAAAACGUCGACCAAAUUGAAGAAGAAGCACAGGAAAUUGAACAGUUUGGAUAUUGAAAGCGAGGACGAUUCCGAUGAAGAUUUUAAAGGAGCCAGCGGCACUGAUUGGGAAGAAGAAGAAGACGACGAUUUGGGCUCGGACGACAGCGAUUUGAUUCGCGGCGGAAAAAGAAAGAAUGCACCGACCAGGAGGUCGACGAGGACGCGCUACAAUCGCUACGACGACGAGGAUUUCAUUAACGAUAGUGAAAAUGAUGCACCCAAAAAAAAGAAGAAACGAUCCAUAUGGGACGAAUCGGACACUACGGAGGAGUCCGAGGGAUCGUGGGGCAACAGAAGUAAGAGAAAUAAAUCCAAGAAAAAGUCGAAGAAAAAGAAGAAAGAUGAUUCGGAUGGGGAGAGAAAGAAAAAACCGAAAAUAAAAUAUGGAGGGCUAGAGUCUAGCGAAGAGGAGAAAGGAAGGGGAAGACGGAGGACUCGCGGCAAAAAAACCACAUACGUGCUACCCUUGGAUUCCGAGGAGAGUGAGGAGGAGGUAAAGAAAAAAACGGAAGAAAGCGACGAGUAUGUAGCUAGUGAACUGGAGGAAGACGAAAAGGAGGAGAGCGACGAAGUUGUGGAUGAAGUGGAAGAAGAUUCUUCUUCGUCCGAAGACGUGCCGCUGAAAAAAAAUAAGAAAAAGAAGAACAUAAUCGAUGAAGACGACGAUGACGACGACGAAGAAAAAAAAUCUGAAAAACCUAAGAAAAAACUAGAGGAAGAGAAGAAGCUAGAAUCGAAAAAAGUAGCAGUGGAAGAGGACAUGGAAAAGAAAAAAAUCGACGAGGCGAUCAGAAAGGCGGCAGAGGAAGUGAAGGAAAAGGAACGCAAAAAGCUCGAGGAAGAGGAAGAGAAGAAGAAGAAGGCUGCGUUGCCUCUACCGCCGCCCGUAAAUCUGCACGAGCCGAUGAUCAGCGACUCGGCCUCGUUGAUGCACGCUGAAAACGAAGACGACGACCUAUCGGAACCUCCUGGCGUGUCGCUUCCCAGUUUUGCCGAAUUUGGUCCCCCUGUGGUCGUUGCCCCACCGAGAGCGACGCCUGUUGCUGUUGCCGUUGAACCAAGCAUAAAGAAACGAGCGAGUCCUAAAUCCAAAAAGAGUCUGGAACAAACCCUGGCCAAUCUGGAAACAUCGAACGAAAUAACGCUUAUUAAAAAAGUGUCGGUAAAACAGGAACCUGCCGCCCCGCAGAGUCGGGGCAGCAUUGAAGUGGCACCGGCGCCGCAACCGUUCUCGCAAACGCAGCCUGCGCCGUCUGUGAUCACUCGCAUGCUGCAGUCGACAACGCCGGUUGCUGUGCCAACACCACCCGGUGCGCAGCCGCGUCCGCAAUCCGGCAACAAUGCGCAGCCGCAGUACGGUACGAUUCGGCCGAAGCAGUUCGCCACGAUGCCGCACGAUUCCGACGAUGACGAGCCUAAGCAACUGCCGCCUAUUGGACCUCCUCCGGCGUCUCUUAGGCACCCGCCGCCUCAGCAUUUCAUGCAUGGACCAAGAGGCCCAAUGCAAGUACCGUACAGACCUGUUCCGCCGGCCGGCCUUCCAAUGAAUCACUACCAAAGAAGAAGCCCUCCGGUGCCGGCGCCGCCAACAAGAAUGCAGCAGCACCCGUUUGUACCUGCUGCCGCCGCCCCCGACAAAAGACCCCCGGUGCCAGCGGUAUCCGCUCGCCUUAACUUACCGCCUUCGAUCAGCGUCACUCCGGUAGUCCGGGCGGCGCUAUCGACGCCUUCGCCGGCCGCCCCUCAAAGACAAUACCCGCCCCCGCUCACUCCCGCCACCUACUACGAGGGCGACCCGACUAUGGUCGACGAGGAGUUUCAGCAUCCUCAGUACAACGAUCAGUACGAGGAGUCGCCGCCGCCCGCUCAGCCGGAAACCACCAACGGAAAACCGCCAGGCGAGGGCGAAGGCGAAUUUGGAGGUUUGGUGUCGUACUUUUCCAGUCAGCAGGAAGAUGAUUUAGAAGCCUAGGUAAGCCAGUCAAUUUAUAUACAGGAUGUAUAGAACCUUGAAAAAAUUUCAAUUGGGAAAAAAAAUCUGAUGCAUGGCCCAAUGCAAAGUACACCUACCUCACUUCAAUCUUUAUAUUUUGUAUGUCCC
Messenger RNA from Brassicogethes aeneus, 6625 nucleotides. The record is from the annotation of a GenBank genome assembly. NCBI's taxonomy places the organism in Eukaryota, Metazoa, Arthropoda, Insecta, Coleoptera, Nitidulidae.